This is a messenger RNA of Anopheles nili, 852 nucleotides long. Its product is annotated as RNA-binding protein pno1. The transcript has 3 exons. The record is from RefSeq and is a predicted model, not a curated record. Gene Ontology annotation, cellular component: nucleolus. Lineage: Eukaryota; Metazoa; Arthropoda; Insecta; Diptera; Culicidae. Gene Ontology annotation, molecular function: RNA binding. Bases 62 to 691 code for a protein of 209 amino acids.
UUUAGAGAAAAGUUGUAGUGUAAAUUAACUAAGAGAUUAAAAGAACACUCCGUAAAGCAUCAUGGACGUCGACGUAGCAGUUGAACCCAUCCAUGUGGAGUCAGUAUCUGAUAAUCUUCCUAAAGCGAAUGCUCAAAGGAAAGCAAAGGAAACGCGGAAGGUUUUCAUUCCUCGCACACGCAAAGGAGCUCUCAAGGAACAGUGGAUGAAAAUUUUUACGCCUGUUGUCGAGCAGUUGUCGCUGAUGAUCCGGUACAACGUAAAACAGAGCCAGGUGGAAAUAAAAGCUACACCAGCUACAUCGGACCCAACACACCUUCAGAAGGCGGCCGAUUUCGUGCGGGCGUUUGCGCUUGGUUUCGAAGUCGAGGAUGCGUUGGCUCUGAUACGUCUAGAUGAUCUGUUCAUCGAAACUUUCGACGUGACGGAUGUAAAAGCACUGAAAGGAGAUCAUCUAAGCCGUGCUAUCGGACGGCUUGCUGGAAAAGGUGGUCGGACGAAGUUUACGGUAGAAAACACAACCAAGACCCGCAUCGUACUGCAGGAUUCGAAGAUUCACAUCAUGGGCAGUUACAAGUACAUUCAGCACGCGAAACGAGCGCUGAGCCAUUUGAUUCUUGGCUCACCGGCUAGCAAGGUUUACGGUAAUUUACGCUCAGUUGCAGCCAAUCAAAAUUCGCAGCGUAUGUAAGAAACAUAUUGCCUUUGGAUGGGAAAUGUAAUUAUAAUGAUGAUCAUCAGAAUGGAUCGUUUAUGAACAUAAUUAUGCUAGACGAUCUUUAUGUCCGGUUUUUUGUUAACAGAUAUUGAUCUUGUAAAAUAGAUUUGUAAUGCAAAUUAGCGGGUGGAACU